UCCACUGCGAUGUCUCUCUUCUACUCCAACUUCUUCCUCGACGAUGAUCUCCUAUACAACAAGGAAACCUCCAGCAUCUUAAUUUGCCGGCGGAAAGCUUCUCUGAUGUCGAUUUGUCUCCGCCGUCGGAGAAAGAGUAGCUGAAAGAAAGAAACUAGUUUCUUCUAUAGAUAGUGACAGCAUUGCUGGAUUUGAAGGAAACGGUAUUUCUUAUGAAAGCGGUGAGAAAUCUCUAUCAAGCGACUCAAAUACACAGAAAGAUUCUUCCAGCAGCGGCAGUGCUGUGGAAAAGCCACCACCGUUGGCUGGGACCAAUGUUAUGAACAUUAUAUUGGUUGCUGCAGAAUGCGCUCCUUGGUCGAAAACAGAUUUCAUGACUAUGGAGUUGAUGGGGGACCUGCAGCAAAAGCAAUCAGAUCGAAGUUUGAUGCGUUUAUAAGUAAAGUUGAUUCACAUGUUGGCUUCCAACUUCCACAAAUUGAUAUACAAAUUUUAGUUGCUGGAGCUAUUGCUCUCAAGGGCGUUGGAGGGAUUUUUUUCAUACUCGGCAGUACACUUGGAGCUACACUUCUGCUUUUGCAUCAGUUGAUUACCACUCCAAUAUUGUAUGAUUUAUAUAAUUACGAUACAGAGGACAUAGAAUAUAUUCAACUUUUCAUCAAAUUUACCCAGAAUUUGGCUCUCUUCGGGGCUUUAUUGUUUUUUAUUGGGAUGAAGAACUCAAUUCCUAGAAGGCAACCCAAGAAGAAGGUUCCCAAAACAAAAACUUACUAGCAGCCGUAAUUUAAGGUCUCAUUUUGCAAGAAGGUUCCCUGGUUGUUCAAUGUUCAGAAUUCCUAUUCCCAAAUUUCCCAGGAACUAUCUUGAGUGUUUGUCUGGCACAGCACAAAUCUCCCAUCCGAUGAGUAUUGUAGGUGUAGCAUUAGUCUCAUGGAUUACACAUAAUUUAUGUAUGCAUAUAUUGUUCUAUUGUUUGACAUUGUAAACUAUCUUUCAAUUGAUAAACUUGUCCACCAAGACGGGUUAAAAUCCAUGAUUAGAGCCUGUUUGCUCGAACUUAAGAGAGUGUUGAUUUCAUUUUUUUUAAUGGUCUUAAAAGUGUGGACGUUGAAAAUUGCUGCUUUGCCAGCAUAU
This is a messenger RNA of Vicia villosa (hairy vetch), 1134 nucleotides long. RefSeq names its product granule-bound starch synthase 2, chloroplastic/amyloplastic-like. The record is from RefSeq and is a predicted model, not a curated record. The transcript is spliced from 6 exons. The coding region runs from base 346 to 774 and encodes 142 amino acids. NCBI's taxonomy places the organism in Eukaryota, Viridiplantae, Streptophyta, Magnoliopsida, Fabales, Fabaceae.